AUGCCGCCAUCCCAAGACCACGGGGAUCAACAAGGCCUACUGACUACCAACUCGGGUAGCAAUGCCAACAACACUCCUCAGGUCUCGGACACUGAUCUCUCAAGUCGCCGCAUACCCAGUGAUGACUCGAACACUUCGGACGCAGACUUUCAGAAGUUAUUGUCGUCGAGGCAACUAGGAUCUGGAAGAGCAUCGCAGGACACUAGCAACAGACCUAAAUCUGCAGCGGAAAAGGCGUCUGAGAACAAAGACCGCAUUGCAGAGCUUCGGGCGGAGCUGGAUGCCAACCAAAAACAGAUUCAGCAGCUCGGCGAUGCUCAAAGGGCAGUGCAUGACGCUGUCCAGGGCAUAACAGCUACACAGGAACUGUUGCAUGUCGCUCCCGAACCCCCUAACCUCGGCCGGAACCCCAGCUAUCGAACUGAGGCUAGCGCGCGGUCCCAGGAAAAGGAUGACCGUCCAGAAGAACCCGUGAAACGACCGUCUGGCGCCAGGUUUCAAGGUGAUACUCCCGACGCGUACUACAAGCUUAACCCUUGGUAUGGACAACCGAAAAGAAAGCCUGUCUUCGGUCUGGGACAGCCUCUUCCCCAUACGAUUCGGGUUUUGAAUCCAGUCGACGGCGAAGCUAGUAAGAAACCCUCUGCCGAAAAAGACCCUGAAAAGGGUGAGGGAGGACAGGAUCCCGAGAAGGCAAAGGGUAAACAUGACACUGAGAAAGCAAAGGGUAAGCAAAAUCCCGAGAAGGUAAAGGACAAGCAAAACUUUAGCCUCGGCGAGACCUUGCCUCACCAGAGGGAUGGGCAACCCGUGUCCCAUCAUGACCCAUCGUACAGCUUGGGGAAAGACUUCCCUCACAACAAUGGCAAGCCUGGGGGAGGAAAAAAGCAGGGCAAAGCCCCACGCAAAGCCACUGUUGAGACUCCAGAGGAGACUGAGAAGCGGGAGCAACAGGAGGAAGUUCUACCCUACGAAAACCAAGCCGCAGCAAACCCGACCGGGACGGAGGGUCGGGCGCCCCUGGACAGCGAUGGUCGCCCGGAGAAGCUGUUCGAUCCUUUUGCCGACUUCGACGAGAUUGGAAACAUCGCCAUUCCAGAACAGGACAACACUAAAUGGGCUAUCGAUGCCGAACCUAUUGGCCAGGCCGAAAAAGACGAAGCAGAAGAGGGAGAGGUCGAUCCUGAUGAGCUAAGGAACUGGUGGGCGAGGAUACGCGCGAAACAUCCUGAGCCUCUUGCUGAGUUCCUUUGUACCGUGGUCUCAAUCUUUUUGGGCAUGUGCGCUACCCUUCAGGUCAACUUGACAAACGGCCAAUACGGGAACUACGAGACGUCCUGCUGGGCAUGGGGCAUUUCCUUCAUGCUGGGCAUCUACAUAGGCGGUGGAGUCAGCGGCGCGCACAUGAACCCAGCCAUAUCAUACUCUCUCUGGCUCUUCCGCGGUUUUCCCGUCAAGCAAGCCAGCAUCUACUUUGUGGCACAAAUACUGGGAUGCAUCGUCGCAUCAGCACUGGCCUACGCCAUCUUCCACGACGUGAUCCACUACAUGGACCCAGGCCUAGUCGACACAGCCACGUACUUCUAUUCCAAGCCCCAAGACUAUGUCAGUCCGGCCACGGCAUUCUUCACACAGUUCCUUGCAGCCGCCAUCAUGAUGAUGUCGGUGCUCGCGCUUGGCGAUGACCAAAACAACCCUCCUGGUGCGGGCCUGCAUUCCUUCAUCAUGGGGCUGGUGCAGACGAUGCAGAAGAUGACGCUGGGUAUGAACACGGGCGUGGCGCUCAACCCGGCCAGCGACUUCGGGCCCCGCCUCGUGUGCCUGAUGGUCGGCUACAACACAAACAUGUUCACGGAGGUGGGCCUGUGGUGGCUGUGGGGCCCGUGGGUCUCGACCGCUUGUGGCUCUGUGGUGGGGUGCGCGGUUUACGACUCGUUUGUCUUUGUGGGCUCUGAGUCGCCUAUCAACUACCGCUUGCCGGAGAAGUAUAGGAACAGGCUUAAGAAGGCUUUGCCGGCUUCGAAGAGGGAUUGA
This is a messenger RNA of Aplosporella prunicola CBS 121167, 2034 nucleotides long. RefSeq lists its product as uncharacterized. The coding region runs from base 1 to 2034 and encodes 677 amino acids. Gene Ontology annotation, cellular component: plasma membrane. Lineage: Eukaryota; Fungi; Ascomycota; Dothideomycetes; Botryosphaeriales; Aplosporellaceae. Gene Ontology annotation, biological process: glycerol transmembrane transport; water transport. Gene Ontology annotation, molecular function: glycerol channel activity; water channel activity. The record is from RefSeq and is a predicted model, not a curated record. The transcript is spliced from 4 exons.